Phytophthora infestans T30-4 is the source of this 387-nucleotide messenger RNA. RefSeq lists its product as uncharacterized. Lineage: Eukaryota; Oomycota; Peronosporomycetes; Peronosporales; Peronosporaceae. The transcript has 2 exons. Bases 1 to 387 code for a protein of 128 amino acids. The record is from RefSeq and is a predicted model, not a curated record.
AUGCGCGCAGCGACGUCCUCGAUCCGUCGGGCGACACGAACGCUUCAGACCGCGUCCUUCAGCUCAGCUGCGUCCUCUUCGUCGGGAUUUCACACCGCUGCAUACGUGGCUGUUGGUGGUGGCGCCGCAGCCGCCGUCGUGGCCGCGUACAACGGCGUCGUGCCGCAUGAGUGGGUCAUCCGGCAGCUGGCCGAGCCAAUGAUGCCCGUGGUGCGGAUGUUCGAGCCCGAGACGGCCCACAAGAUCGCCGUGCAGUGCGCACGCUUCGGUCUGACGCCCAAAGACCCGGAGACCGACCCAGAGCUGCUGCAUGUCCAGGUUCUAGGCCUGGGAGACAUGGAAGAGAGAUGCUGGAACUGGGUCUGGGUGGCUUGGAGAAUGCGGUAG